AGGUAGUUUUCUUCAGUUUAAACUCCUCGUUUUUUUCAAGCAACACAAGCAGCUACACCUCAUCGUAUCUAGCAUUUUGUUGUUCCUUCAUCUUUUCGAUAAGUACCAGGAAGUUGUAGUUUAAGUAUCUUACUGGAGAUAGCCAAACGCUCAGAAUGGAAGUGGUACAGCAAGUGGUCGCUGACCUUGAAUGCGCCAAAUCUUCUGGAUGCAAGAUGGACAUGGUUCCGGAGGUUCCAGGGCAGCUCUCAGAGCAACACCAGACCCAGUUCAGGAGAGCCAGAGAGGCGACCGCCACACCGGAGAAAGCGCAUUAUGUCUGCGCUGGGUUUGUAGCGCCGACGUUUGGCAACGUCUUCUACGCGAUCGAAAGCCAGUUGAUGUGCUACAAUUAUGAAAAUGGAUACUAUCACUAUCUGUAGCUAUUGUGAACGAAACUGUAACUGUAAUAGAAGCGAAAUUAAGCGAAAGGUAGAGCACUCACUUCUCCAUGAUGUAUUUUUUGCUCCCUCCUUUUGAUUUGUAACGAGAGAACCUGUACAGCUACAACAUUCAUCACAUUAUGAAAUCCACUCGGGCAUGAAAAAAAUCAGUGACUUUUGAACACUCACUUUUGCAUGCCUCUAAACUUUUGAAGAAAAGAAGGAGUUUCUGUCCUGGUCUUCGCAGCCACAUACUGGUCCUGUACGCGGACUAUGCGAAAAUGCGUACUUGAAGCAAGAAGUUUUGCGCAAGAAUGUAGUAGAGGCAGAACGAGAAGCAAAAGAGCAAGAAGAUGUUGCUGCAGGAGGUGAUAAAGGAGACGUCGAGGAAACUAAACGGAGGAAAAUUGAAACCACGUCAACUCCUUCCUCGAUGCAACCUUAUAUGGCCACCGGUGGGGAUGACAAGAUGAUUGUCCUUUGGUCUGCAGACCGCAAAGAGCUGUAUCGUUAUACACAUCCUAAGAAAAUCACCUGUCUACUUUUUGCGCCGGAUCAAAGUCUUUUGUUCGCAGACAAAUUUGGCGACGUCUAUCGAUUGGACUUUUCGAAGCUGGGAUUGGCAGAAGGUUCUACUCUUACUUCUGCAACAACAUCUUCCUCCUCCGAAGCAGCAGCAGCUGUAACACUCCUCUUUGGCCAUCUGGCGAUUGUGACGUGUAUGAUCUUCUGCGGAGAUUUGCUGGUAACAGGUGACAACCAUGAGAAGAUCCGGGUCAGUCGUUACCCAGAGCACUGGAACAUCGAGACCUUCUGUUUGGCACACACCGGACACAUCACCAGGUUGCUAUCUCUGCCCACGAAAGGGACACCGAUGGAAGAGACCUCCAAGAAGAGUAGUUCUACUACAACAACGAAUUAUGCGUUAGUCAGUCUAGGGGCCGACGGACGCGUGUGCCUUUGGAACCCACUGAAUGGACAGAUGCUGGACCAGUACUGCUUUCCCAGUACUUCUACAGCUACUGGAGAACAAGAAACACCAAAUGCUCCAGAGUUUGCAACCGAAGUCGCAGUUUUGCCGGACGCCUACGUCAAGCCAAAGCUGUUGCUACAUUGUAACGCUUCUUCAAGUUGUGCUUGUGCUUUUGCUUCUGAUCAGCACUCUUCUAGUGGUCCGUCUGCGUCCACCUCUUCUACUUCGACAACAACAGCUGCAGGGCCAAAAGAUAUUAAUGUUUCUUUGCAAAUCCAAGGCCCUCUCGAAUACUCGCCGUUUCUCCUAUUCCAACGUUCUCUGACAAAAGGCACAACCAACGCCACCAGUUUGCUGGGUUAUUCAUCGAGUAAACGCGUGUAUUAUGUGGAUCAGAAGACGGGACAUUUGCUUGCUGCAACGUUAGAAAACCAACCUAGAGAAAUCGACUCAGAUCACGACAUUCAUCUAUCUGGGAACAAAACGACAUCGAGUGAAAAGCCUUCUUCGACAACUGAUACCAAGAACAUGACUAAGAAGGUCAACACAAAAACCCUGAAGCUAGAGGAUUUGGGCUUUCAACCAGGCAUGACGUUGAUUUCUGGCGCAAGGAAGGAGAAGCUGUACAAAUACUUCAAGGAUGGUGGAGAGGAUGAUGAGGAAUAGAUGACUUUGGGGAAAGACCAUUGAUUUCUACAUGGACAUACCUUGUAGUAGUAGACCUCGUAAAAAAAUGCAUCAAUGCCAAAAAUAGAUCGGCUUUCCAGCUUCGAAACUGACAUUCUAAAUGCGCUCAGAUGAAAACAUGAAGAUGACCUUUUCCUUUUGCCCUUUACACCAUGAUAUGAAUUGUGACACCGGGUGCUAGACGCGAAAGGCGAUGUGCUGCGGACGAAAAAUUGGAUGUAUUUAUCUGCCAAUAAUAUUGAUAUCAGU
Molecule: messenger RNA, 2331 nt
Organism: Amoebophrya sp. A25
Lineage: Eukaryota; Dinophyceae; Syndiniales; Amoebophryaceae
Source: the annotation of a GenBank genome assembly